Messenger RNA from Saprolegnia diclina VS20, 3165 nucleotides. RefSeq lists its product as hypothetical. Gene Ontology annotation, molecular function: heme binding; metal ion binding. The transcript has a single exon. NCBI's taxonomy places the organism in Eukaryota, Oomycota, Saprolegniomycetes, Saprolegniales, Saprolegniaceae. The record is from RefSeq and is a predicted model, not a curated record. Bases 96 to 3092 code for a protein of 998 amino acids.
AGAAUACCCUCCAUGUUCUGACAAGGCGGCCUCUACAAGCACGUUCAACGGCUCAUUCCUCCAUUUACCUUGUCAGCAACACACCAACCAGCCCAAUGACCGUAUCCGAUACCACGCCCGCUUCCUCUACGCCGUCGUGCGCCUACGCCGACGACGCAGCCGCCGGCUCGUGCGCGUUUGAAUCGACCAACAAGCCCGCCGACGGUGCCAGCAUCGGCCGCGCCUCGACGUCAGCGACCAUCGGAGCCUACGCCACGUACAUUGGCAACCUGCACCGCAACACGUACGCGUCCUACAUUCGCCUCCACGAGCUCGAGAAGGUCUGGGGUCUCUGGUCGUACGUCUCGCCGACGCAGACGAUGCCGUUCGAGCCGAUCGAGUCGGUCUCGGCGCCUCUCUCGGAGCCGGUCGCGCUGAGCCCGGCACCGGGUCCGCUCUACCGCGUCGCGCCGGCGCUCAGUUCGUUUGAGAUUACACUGCGGCUCUUGCUCGAGUUUAUGGACGUCAACGUCGGCGCUACCGUCGAGUCGACGGCGCCGCGCUUUCGCCGGCACCGGCCGUACGUCAACCACGCGUCGCGCGUCGACGCCGUCAUGCGCAACCUCAGCGCGCAGCUGCUCAUGAUGCGCACGGUGAUGGACAUGGACCUCGCGGCCGUCAACGACAAGGCGCAGAUCGCGGCCAUGUACGACCUCACGCGCGACGGCAGCAAGGAGAGCUUGGCUCUCGACGGUCACUGGUGGUGGCGCGACAGCGCGCCAAACGCAUCCUUCCCGCCGCACGAGCUCCUCCAGCGCGUCUCGGGGCUCUUGAGCUGCCACUUUUCGGGCCUGCCCUUUGGCCCUGGCCUCGGCGCGUCCGACGGCCUGCAUCUGCCGUACGACAAGCUCGUACUGCCGACGCACACGCGUGCGCACUGCACCCAAGACGAGGACGACCAAGAUUUCGUCGAAGAUCACUUUUUCGCGACUGUGCACCAGAUCACGGAGGCGUGGUGCUGCGUCAUGGAGCGCCAGCUCGACGUUGCGCAAUUCGACCUCGACCACUUGGACCUAAACGCGUCGACGGCGGUGAACGCGGCCGUGCUGACGCGCGUCGCGCGCCGGUACCGCUUUGCGUGCCAGAUCUGGGAGUAUCUCAUUGACCACAUCUCGAUCUUGAGCGAGAUGGACGCCGCCGACUACUUGACGCUCAAGCUCCACUUGCAUGGCGCGAGCGGGGGCCAGAGCGUGCGCUUGCGCCAGCUCGGACGCCGCAUCGCACACCUCAUGCCGCUCGCACCAACAUGCCUCGUUGGCGUCGCCCAGCGGUCGACUGUCGACCCCACGAGCCUUGUCGACAUGCUCCAUGUGCUGAGCCAAGUCCGGUCUGAGAAGCCCGAGGACGAAACCGAGAAGCAUGACCUGGUCGCAACGAUUCAAACCAUGUUUGCGUCGCGGGUGUCGCCGGGCGCCCAGUGCAUCCAGAUCGUCCAGGCCAUCCAGAUGCUUGAGAACGCAGUUCGACGCUUCUACUUUGGCCACCAGCACCUCGCGAUCAUGGUGCUGGGCGCGGGCGCCGCCGGGACCCAAGAGCUCACGGUCAAGAUGCUUGAGCGCGGCUGGAAGGACGCCAACCGGUACCUCUCGUGCGAGCACGCGAAAGAGCAGCUCUCGAGUUCGCUCGACGCGGCCCAGCUGGCCGUCGACAAGUCGUUCAAGGGCCGCAUCAUCCGCACGCUCUCGGAAGGCGCGCGGCAGCGCCAUCGCGAGCUCAAGCAGCGUGUCCAGUGGCAGCAGCUGAUGUGCCCGCGCUCGGCCAUGGCGGUUGAGGUGGCGGCAAAACCCGUCGCCGAGCUCGGUGUCAAGACGACGUCCCCGUUCCGACCGUACUUUGCCCGGUCGCUUGCGCUCCAGGACCCGCAAGCGCUCCACUUUUCCACGUACGGCAUGGGUCUCGCACCCGACGUGUCCUUUGAUAGCGUCGUCGGAACACAUCGGCUACUCGCGUCGACGCUCAACGAGUCGUGGGACCACGUCUUUGCGCACGACGUGCCAACGGCGGCCGCGUACAUCAAGCAGGCGCUCGGUGUCGCCUCGGCAGCGUACCACAUCAACUUUGGAUCCAACUGCCACGAGUUCCUCUUGCGUCUACUGAGCUGCCACCCGCAUGGCAAGGCGCUGCGGGUGCUGACCUCGGACGCUGAGUUUUUGUCGUUUUCCCGGCAGAUGGACGCGCUGCCGCAUCACACGGUCGAGACGAUUGCGCUGACGCCGUUCGAGACGUACGGCGCGCGUCUGGCGGCCGCGGCGGCCAAUGGCAUCUACGAUGUGGUGUACGCCAGCGUUGUGUACUCCAACUUUCAAUUUCGGCUGUCAGAUGCGAGCAUUGCGUCGGUGGCAACGGCGCUUCCGACGAGCAGCAUGUUCAUUCUGGACGUGGCGCAGACGCUCGAGAACGUCCCGCUCGCGCUGCCGUCGCAGUUUCCCCACCUCUUUGUCAUUGGCAGCGGCAUCAAGCACGCGACUGCGGGGCCCGGGCUCGGCUUCAUCGCAUUUCCGAGCACGACGUCAUGGACGCCGGCCAACACGGGCUGGAUCGCCGACCUCUCGGUGCUCUCGCCGACGCAUGUGCCGACCAAGGUCGUCGGCUACACGCCCGACCUCAAGUUCCAGGGGGGCACCCCCGGGUUUCACUACGCGCUGCGCCAGUGGAACGACGUCCAAGCCUUUUACGCGUCGCACAACUGGACGAUUCAGCUGCGGCAUGCGUAUGUUUUGCGACUCCAAGAUCGGUUCUUUGCGCGCCUUGGCAAGGUCUUCUCGGCCAGCACCACGCAGCGCGCGACGCAGGACCCGGCGACGAUCUCCAACGCGUUUGUGCUGCAGCAUUCGCAAGCGGCUGCGAUCCAAGAGUACCUCACGCAGCCCGCGCGCCGCCCCGCGACUUCAACGUCCCGCCUCGUGUUUCACUGCGACGUGCGCAAGAAGACGUCGCUCCGCCUCGGCUUUGGCAUCCAGCACGUUGUCGCGGAUGUCGACGCACUCGCCGACAUUGUAAUCGAAGCGCACGCGAUCCUGGCGACGCCCGAGCCGCUGACGCUGGUCGUGUAAGCAAGUUGUCAAGCGUUGUUGUCGUAGCAAUCGUAGUAGUAUGUCUAACGUAUAUAUCUAUACCUGUAUUCCA